Molecule: messenger RNA, 1147 nt
Organism: Vitis riparia (riverbank grape)
Lineage: Eukaryota; Viridiplantae; Streptophyta; Magnoliopsida; Vitales; Vitaceae
Product: protein Mpv17-like
Exons: 6
Coding region: 12-704 (230 amino acids)
Cellular component (GO): membrane; cytoplasm
Source: RefSeq, a predicted model, not a curated record
UUUGCCUGAAAAUGGGUUCACUUUUGGGCGGCGCCGGUGGAGGCCACGGCGGCUUGUGGUGGCGUCCAUUUGAAUCUCAAAAACGGCAGGGGAGAAGAAGAAGAAGUUCGAAACCUUCUGAUUCAGUAGAUCGUACCACCAGCGGAGGUGGUUACCGGUUCCCUCUGAAACAAGCCCUGACCGCCGGUUCUCUUGCUUUCGCCGGAGACUCCAUCGCUCAACUUAGCGAACGCUAUAGAAAGAGAAAUUCUCUUUCUGAUUCUGAUUCUGAUUCUGGUUUUUCCAAGGAUAUCAUGUGGAUGCUCUGUUCAAACCAUGAUUGGCUCCGAGCCCUCCGGAUGGCUUCUUAUGGGUUUCUUCUUUAUGGCCCUGGUUCUUAUGCAUGGUAUCAGUAUCUUGAUCGUGCUUUGCCAAAGCAAACUGUAGAGAACCUGUUGCUGAAGGUCUUAUUAAACCAAAUUGUGCUCGGUCCAUCUGUUAUUGCUAUUGUUUUUGCAUGGAACAAUAUAUGGCAAGGGAAGCUCUCAGAGCUUCCAAAUAAGUACCAGAAAGAUGCCAUUCCCACACUAAUUACUGGAUAUAAGUUCUGGAUCCCUGUCAGUGCAUUGAACUUUUGGGUGGUUCCGCUUCAAGCCCGUGUAGCUUUCAUGUCCAUGGGCUCCAUAUUCUGGAACUUCUGCUUGUCUGCAACUAUGAGCAAAUAAUCUUUUGCUGAGAAGUUUUAUCAAUGGCUUGAAAUAAAGAAAUUUUGAGCACUAGGUACACCCUUCUUCUCAGUUCAUGAGGAAGGCCUGACGACAGGAAGAAGGAUCCCAGUGUCCCUCAAACUUCUGGAGAAGUUGCUUGCAGAACUUACAAAUGAUCGUGGAUCAAGUGAACAGCUUGCCUUUCCUGUGGGUGCAAGAUGAAUUGUUUUCUUGCUUUAUGAAUCUGUGUUCACUGGGGAAUGAAAUACCUGGUGAUUUUUAGCUUGUCUCAUACACAUAAUUACUUUGUUUUCAUCUUCAUCUGGAUUCUGGAUGAUGGUUUUUGUUUUCAGUAGUUCAGAAACCUUAGCUAAUUGUGCUCUUCCAAUCGAGCUGGAGGAACUUGAAAAUUGAAUGGAAAUGAAAUCCUUUAGUCCCUUAUUUUUCAGGGCACUCAAAAA